AUGGCGGAAAUCAACGGUCCGAACCUUUGCAUCGUCGCGCUAUUCGGAACAACUUCGCUGGCGUUCCUCACGUAUCACACCUUCAAAUUUGACGGCUGCAGAUGCCUCGUCCCACGCAGGAAGGAAUGGUUCAGGGCAUUGAUGAUUUACAUGCUCUUCUUGUCUAACGUAUGCCUCAUCGUUUGGGCGUCCGGAUGGUGCUAUGUCAAAUACCAGCUCGGCUGGGUACGCCUUGGACCGAUGGGCGCCCGUCCUUGGCCCUCAUCCCUAUUCCCUUCCCCAUUCGACAGGUUUAAUGGGCCGUUGACCGUCCUCCUCGGUAUCUGCUACACCCUCCAAGCCUCGCUCAACGCGCAAGAGGGCCUGUACUGGUACCAUCUCAUGCGCGCCGUACGUCGACCCCAAGCCAGCAAGCCUUGGCUGGGUAGCAAGUACUACUACGCCUGGAUCGUCAUUUCGAUACUGGUCGCGGCGAUCCAGCUGUCCGUGCCCUGGAUCGGAGACAACUCGAACCUGCAGGUACAGCUAUCGAAAGAGCUACUUACGGGUGGCGGGCUCGAGUUCAUUGUGCUAUGCGCCGCCACCGUCGUCGUCCUCAAAUUCCCCAGGUUUCUGAAAGACGUCAAGGCGUCCGGAGCCGGUCCCGACGUUCAAAUCCGCCUCUACACGUAUCAUGAGAGCAACAAAAUCCGGAAUCUGUUCCGAAUUUCCUUCACCAUGCCUUUGCUCGUCCUCGGCGCCGAUGGUAUCACCGCUGCCGCUCCCCUCAACAUGAACGCCAUCGUAUCGGAUCUCUUGUGCGCCACCACCGUCGGCUCCCUCUGCAUCGUCAUGAUGCUCUCAAUCAUGCUGUACCUCCCUCGCUCGGCUCCUAGCGCCGUACACAACAAGGUCAUGGUCGGGCAGAUGCCGCCGCACGCAACGCAGGCCAACCAGCUGGCGAGCGGGUUUGCGCUCAUGUCACUCCUUCGCGAAGGCGGUCAGUGGGAGGGGGACACAGAGCUGGACGUACUGGACAAGGACGAGGCGCCGUUCGCGACGGCCGAGGCGAGGGGAACGAGCUGGAAUACAGGCGCAGAGGAGAAGUGGCACCAGGUGCACGAUGUCCCGCAGGUCCCGCACAUCCUUGACCAGUUUACGUCGCCUAUCGCUGUACAUUCCGAGCCGACUCCCCGGGGUCCGGUCGAGAUCCGAAUCCAAGUCGAACGAGAGAUUCACGAGGACUAG
Dioszegia hungarica is the source of this 1227-nucleotide messenger RNA. RefSeq lists its product as uncharacterized. The record is from RefSeq and is a predicted model, not a curated record. NCBI's taxonomy places the organism in Eukaryota, Fungi, Basidiomycota, Tremellomycetes, Tremellales, Bulleribasidiaceae. Bases 1 to 1227 code for a protein of 408 amino acids. The transcript has 6 exons.